Molecule: messenger RNA, 2616 nt
Organism: Hypoxylon trugodes
Lineage: Eukaryota; Fungi; Ascomycota; Sordariomycetes; Xylariales; Hypoxylaceae
Product: actin patch protein 1
Exons: 1
Coding region: 1-2616 (871 amino acids)
Cellular component (GO): actin cortical patch
Molecular function (GO): phosphatidate phosphatase activity
Source: RefSeq, a predicted model, not a curated record
AUGCCUGAAUACGGGGUGGGGAGUGGGAAUUAUGGUGCCGACGGUGGACGCGAAAGAGGCGCGAGAAGAAGGAAGCUUGCAGCUAUGGCUGGGAGUAUGUACAGAGCCGGCGCUACAGCUGUCAAUGAAAUCAGAGAAUCAUACAAUCAAACAAGGUCACGGGAGAUUGACACGCCCGAGGUUUCUAAGAUCACCAUACCAGGUUCAUUCCCCGAUGUGGCCAUAGUGACGAAGGGCAACGAACAAAUGGUCCUGUUUCCAUCUUAUGCGAAAAGGCACGUUAAAGGACAACUAAGGCAAUUCGAAAACCCGGGAGGACCACCUCAUACUUCGACUAUAGGCAUGAACGAGCCGGCCUAUUGGAGGAAUGAAUGGUCGCGACACGAGGACGAGAAGGCUAUUGUAGAUGUGGAUAUCCGAGGCUGGAUAUACAACCCACAUAGAGGGCCGAUGACGCGUCGCAACCGAAUAUUGAUCGGAUUAGCAAGGCAACUGAGUGGUAUUCCUGCUCCGAGGCCGCAACAAGCUGACUCAUCACCAACCGCGGAGCCUUCAUUAGCGAGGAUACAUCAACAACACGAGGAGGAGCGCGAACGGGAAAGAAUCGCUCGCGAAGCUAAGGAGAUCGAGCGUAGAGGUCGGGCAGAGGAGGAAGCUGCGGAGAAAGGGGGUUACAGCGAACGCCCCAGGGACGAAGAUUCCGAGGGUGAAGGGAAUAUACGACGACGUCCAAGUCAUCCGCAAAGUGGUAGCCGAUCACCGCCAUCUGCGCCUUCAUCACCUACUCUUCGCGGGCGCACAGUUACCACGGGAGUCACCGAACUUACAGAAGCGGAGUUGGCGGUUGCGAACGCGAACCUGAUGGCUCGUAUCGCGCCAUUCAUGACAACACCGCUAGUUCAAAUACCCAUAACGCUGUUCUUCUAUAAUGAGGAUCAAUCUCAGUCUCGCACCGUAACAACAAAUGAUUCGGGACACUUCAUGAUCAGGGCGGCGCUCGAUUUUAUUCCGACUCACGUACGCGUGCUUGCGAAUGAGGAUCUCUCCUGCACAGAACCAGUGCAGAUCAUUGAGCCGAGAGGGGUUAGCCUGAUUAGCGACAUCGACGAUACCAUCAAGCGUUCUAAUAUCGCACUCGGCGCUAAGGAGAUAUUCCGCAAUACUUUUAUUCGUGAGCUACACGACCUCACCGUCGAUGGCGUUAAGGAUUGGUAUAAUACUCUCCAUGGCCUCGGCGUAUCUAUACAUUAUUGUUCCAAUAGCCCGUGGCAAUUAUACCCCGUCCUAGCCACGUACUUCAAGAUGGCGGGCUUACCUCCAGGUUCGUUACAUCUAAAGCAAUACACAGGCAUGCUUCAGGGCAUAUUUGAACCCGUCGCCGAAAGGAAGAAAGGUACGCUUGAGAAGAUCAUGAGUGAUUUUCCCGAACGGAAGUUUCUUUUGGUCGGCGACAGCGGCGAGGCAGAUCUUGAGGUGUAUACAGAGUUGGCGGUCGCCAAUCCUGGCAGGAUAGUAGCGAUUUUCAUUCGCGAUGUCACAACGCCCGAGCAGACCGGUUAUUUCGACUCCGGGUUCGACGUGCGCAGCAAUGGUACACGUACUCCCAAGACUAACGCUAGUCUUCAACACGACCAAGGGUCCUCCAGAAGUAGUAGUGCCAAUAGGAAUGACACUCCAUCCAGGAGACCUACAUUGCCACCCCGCAUAGCUUCUGCUCCUAAACCGAGCGAAGGUCCCGUCAUGGGUGAUCUUAUCGACCUCUCGGAGGAUGUGGAGCCUCUCCGCAGAGUCGAGUCAGAAUCGAAGGCAUUGGAGAAACCUACGAAACCAAUAGAUCUACUAGCCCGUAAGCCACCACCACCAAAGCCCGCAAAGCCGAGCGCCCUGCAGAGCACACCAGCCGCGCCAGUGCUUACCACGGAUGACACCGGAUUUACUAAGAAGCCACCGGCCCCGACACCCCCACAGCCGCGCAAGGCGAGCCAAGCCAGCCAACCAAGUAAUAACAAUAAGGCUGUGACUCCGAGCCCAUUGGCGCAGAUGCAGAGAUUAGCCGAUCAAACGGGUAAAAACAACAGCGGCGAUCAAAUCCCGUUAACAAAGACGCAGAAUAACGGCUCCACACCCGGCCCUUCUACCUCUGCUCGCUCAUUAACUAUCUUGCCACCACCACCACCUCCCCCGAGACGGCGAAAUACGCCAUCUAGUAAUACGGUGUCGACGACGAGGUCGAGUCCCCGCCUCACAGGUGCUAGGGAUAGUAGCACUAGGAACAAUACCACUAGCCAUAGCGAUACUAGUUUGAAUCGUUGGCGUUCCACGGAUUCGGAUACACCCUCUGAUUUUGAGGCCCUACCCCCAUCUGCUGCGGGUGGUAUGUACGGUAGUAGUAAUAACCGCUAUGGCAACGGUUAUGGAAGCGGUAGUGGAAGUGGAGGCGGAACACCCCCGCCGCUAGUGAAUAAGAAACUGGACUUAUGGCGCCACCGGCUGCAGCGCGCACAAGAGGUGUUGGACCGCCACGGCGUAGCGCUGUAUACGUGGCGCCGCGGGGACGAGGUCGUGGAUGAGGCGGUGGGUAUUGUGAAGAGGUGUUUGGAGGAGAUUGGGAAGUGA